Molecule: messenger RNA, 1166 nt
Organism: Solanum stenotomum
Lineage: Eukaryota; Viridiplantae; Streptophyta; Magnoliopsida; Solanales; Solanaceae
Product: putative F-box protein At3g10240
Exons: 1
Coding region: 108-1166 (352 amino acids)
Source: RefSeq, a predicted model, not a curated record
AUUAGGACAACUUCAGCCGUCAAAGAUGGAGUCGAAUACAAAAGAACAAUCAAUUCCUCAAGAUAUUACCAUCCAAAUUUUCUCAUGGCUUCCGGGUUACGUCUUUAAUGCGUUUCAAGUGUGUUUCGAAAUCUUAUGAUUCAAUUGUGUUGGAACCAAAUUUUGUGGAUCUCCAUUUAUCCAAUUAUUCUAAGAUCAAUCGUGGUGACACCAAAUUGAUUGCAAUCCUAGACGAUGUUUCUUGCUCUAUAAAAGAGCAUGAUGAAGAUGGAAAUGCCACCAAGUUUUAUCAAAUUGAGAAUUUUCAUAAGUUUUAUGAUCACAUUAUCGGCUGUUGGGAUUAUUAUCUUCGUUUUGAGUAUGAUAAUGGUUUGUUUUGCAUAUGGAAUGCGAAGUAUAUUGCAAUUUGCAAUCCCGCUACGAGAGAAGUAAGAUAUCUUCCCUACCUGAAAUGUUUCGAUGUUUUUCCUCAUGGCGAGGAAUUUGUAUGUUCAAUAGGUUUUGAACCCGAACAAAACCAAUAUAAAGUUGUUUUGACGAUUAAUACUAACGAUGGAUUAUCGAGAGCAUGGAUUCUCACUCUAGGCAUAGAUAAAUCAUGGAGGGAGAUGAUACACUAUGCCGAACAUGAUUAUUAUAUUGCUCCAUAUAGAUCUGGAAUUUGCAUUAGUGGAGUUAUCUAUCGGUUUUGUUGUUCUUCGGAGUUUUGUAUAGUUGCUUUUGAUGUUAAAUCUGAAAUUUUCACAAGGAUCACAACGUUGAUUGAAUUAUUUGGUAAUAAUAUACAUGAAAGCAAAUUCGACUAUAUGCUAAUAGAAGUGAAUGGAAAAUUAGGAAUUCUGAAUUUUUCAAAGUUUUGGUGUACGGAAAACAUCCAUCUAUUGAUUUUUGAAGGAGGAGAAUGGGAACAUCAAAUAUUUCAAUUUCCUUUAGGAUGGAAACCUAAUGAUAUAUAUUUGAGUAGCUAUAAGAUUUGCAAGUAUGGUGGUGAAGAAAUUGUAUUUGCAAUUAACAUAACAUCAAGUGAUGUUUUGCUUUGUUUUGUUUAUGAUGUCAAGAAUAAGAGUUGGAGACGUUUUGAAGUUCAAGAAUUUCCUAAUCGGACUAGAAGCAUUUUUACUUAUAAUGAAAGUCUCUUCCCUUUGGAAAAUAUUGGCACUAUCUAG